AUGGCGUGUGGUAGCAGGCGGGUCACCAUCCAGCUGGUGGGAGAAGAGGCAGGGCCUGGGACCGGAGGCCCGAAGCCCUUUCGGGGCCAGAGAUACGAGGCCAUCCGAACAGCCUGCCUGGAUGAGGGGAUCCUGUUCCAAGACCCCUACUUCCCUGCUGGCCCUGAUGCCCUUGGCUAUGACGAGCUGGGGCCGAACUCCGAGAAGGCGAAAGGGGUGGAAUGGAGGAGACCCCAUGAGUUUUGCGCUGAGCCCCAGUUCAUCUGUGAGGACAUGAGCCGAACAGACGUGUGUCAGGGGCGCCUAGGGAACUGCUGGUUUCUUGCGGCCGCUGCCUCCCUCACUCUGUAUCCCCGACUCCUGUGCCGGGUGGUCCCCCCCGGACAGAGUUUCCAAGAUGGCUACGCGGGUGUCUUCCACUUCCAGCUCUGGCAGUUUGGCCACUGGGUGGACGUCGUGGUGGACGACAGGCUGCCCGUGCGUGAGGGGAAGCUGAUGUUCGUGCGCUCGCGUCAGCGGAACGAGUUCUGGGCCCCGCUCCUGGAGAAGGCCUAUGCCAAGCUCCACAGCUCCUAUGAGGUGAUGAGAGGCGGCCACAUGAAUGAGGCUUUCGUGGACUUCACGGGUGGCGUGGGCGAGGUGCUCUACCUGAGGCAAGACCUCCCAGGCCUCUUCUCUGCCGUGCGCCAUGCACUGGCCAAGGAGUCCCUCGUGGGCGCCACCGCCCUGAGUGAUCGGGGCGAGUACCGCACAGAAGACGGGCUGGUGAAGGGACAUGCGUACUCAGUCACGGGCACGUACAAGGUGACCCUGGGCUUCACCAAGGUGCGGCUGCUGAGGCUUCGGAACCCAUGGGGCCGUGUGGAGUGGACCGGGGCCUGGAGCGACAGCUGCCCGCGCUGGGAUGCCCUCCCUAAAGAGUGGCGGGAUGCCCUGCUGGUGAAAAAGGAGGAUGGCGAGUUCUGGAUGGAGCUGAAGGACUUCCUCCGCCACUUCAACACCGUCCAGAUCUGCUCGCUGAGCCCUGAGGUGCUGGGCCCCAGCCCGGCUGGAGGCGGCUGGCACAUCCACACCUUCCAAGGCCGCUGGGUGCGUGGCUUCAACUCUGGCGGGAGCCAGCCUGGUACUGAAACUUUCUGGACCAACCCCCAGUUCCGGCUGACGCUGCUGGAGCCUGAGGAGGAGGAGGAGGAUGAGGAGGGGCCCUGGGGGGGCUGGGGGGCAGCAGGAGCGUGGGGCCCUGCGAGGGGGGGGCGCAUCCCCAAGUGCACUGUCCUUCUGUCACUCAUCCAGCGCAACCGGCGGCGCCUGAGGGCCCAGGGCCUCACUUACCUCACCGUGGGCUUCCACGUGUUCCAGCGCUGCCGCCUGCGCCCCGGCCACUACCUGGUGGUGCCCAGCGCCGCCCGCGCCGGCGACGAGGCCGACUUCACGCUGCGCGUCUUCUCGGAGCGCCGCCACACAGUCGUGGAGAUCGAUGACGUCAUCAGCGCCGACCUGCACGCCCUCAUGGUCCCCUACAUUCCCCUGGAGCGGGGGUUGGAGCAGCUGUUUCAGGAGCUGGCAGGAGAGGAGGAAGCACUCAGUGCCUCUCAGCUCCAGACCUUAUUAAGCAUUGCCCUGGAGCCUGCCAGGGCCCAUGCCCGGACCCCUGGAGAGAUCGGGCUCAGGACCUGUGAGCAGCUGCUGCGCUGUUUUGGGAACGGACAGAGCUUCACCCUGCACCACUUCCAGCAGCUCUGGGGCCAUCUCCUGGAGUGGCAGGCCACAUUCGACAAGUUUGACGAGGAUGCCUCUGGAACCAUGAACUCCUACGAGCUGAGGCUGGCGCUGAAUGCGGCAGGCUUCCACCUGAACAACCAGCUGACCCAGGCCCUCACGAGCCGCUACCGGGACAGCAGUCUGCGGGUGGACUUCGAGCGCUUCGUGUCCUGUGCAGCCCAGCUCACCUUCAUAUUCCGCCACUGCAGCCAGCACCUGGAAGGAGGCGAGGGGGUCGUCUGCCUGACCCGCAGACAGUGGAUGGAGAUGGCCACCUUCCUCUAGGAUCUCUGCAUGGAGCACCUGUGGCCAGAGGCAGAAGCAUGCCAGGAGGCCUUUCUCCUCUCCCAGCCGGGACUGGGGUUUAUUCCACAGGGAGGGGGGGGUCUGAGCACCAGCGCCCCCUCCGCCUCUCUGCCUGGCACGUGGGGCGCUGUCUGGUCCCAGCACUCAGCAGCGGGGUGAGGCCAGGCAGGUCCCUGCACACCUCCGUGCUUUGCCCUCCUCAUGUAUAAGCAGGGACGGGCACGACACUGUUCUUGUGCAGGCCCCACGUGUCAGCACUGGGGACAGUGCUGGGCCUCGAGCCGGUCCCCAGCGGCACUCAUGUUUACACACUCAUGGGGACAGGGGUCUCCCACGCCCAGCCUUGCUCUGGGAAGAGGUGCUCCCGUGGCUCUCCUAAGAGGCGGAGAACAGACAGGAGAGAGAGAGAGAGAGAGAGAACACGGUAGGAAUCCUUCUUAAAAAUAUUACAUGUUUUAUUAUCCUGUCCCCAGAAGGUGGUUUAUCCAGAAACCGAGAAAAAAAAAUAGAAUAAACUCAAAAAAGGGGGGGAGAGGAAGGGAGCAAAACCCAUCAACUAACAGGCAGCCAGGCCAGCAGCCCACCCUCCACCUCAGGAGGGUCCCCAGAGACCCAUGCCCAACGACAGACAACAGAGAAAAAUCAGUAAGGGGCUGGGGGGAGGGCAGCAAAUCAGCUAGGUCUUCAUUAUGAGAGCAAGAGGCAGGGAGCAUAUGUUGCUAGGUGAAUAUAUAUUUAUAUAAUAAAUCCGUAAGUUAAUAAAGUAAAUAGUAAUUCUCUGAA
Leptonychotes weddellii (Weddell seal) is the source of this 2850-nucleotide messenger RNA. NCBI's taxonomy places the organism in Eukaryota, Metazoa, Chordata, Mammalia, Carnivora, Phocidae. The record is from RefSeq and is a predicted model, not a curated record.